This is a messenger RNA of Drosophila takahashii, 696 nucleotides long. Its product is annotated as glycine-rich selenoprotein. The record is from RefSeq and is a predicted model, not a curated record. Lineage: Eukaryota; Metazoa; Arthropoda; Insecta; Diptera; Drosophilidae.
GCCCAUCCCUAAACACCACGUCAAGUAUAUAAUUUUGUAUACAAUCUUAAAAAUUUUGUUUCGGUUCCAGAUUGGAAAUAUUUCAGGAAAUCGACAAGGUCUUGCACGCUGAUUGGGCUGCAUUAUGGCGUACGUGGAUCAAAGUGGACGCCUCUGGGAGAAGCGUCCUUGGGACAUGAAUCGUGUUUUGGCCCUAUUCGUGGGCAUCUGGUUCGCCAUCAAGCAGUUAUUCGUAUCGUUCCUGGCUCCAUUCAGCGGUAACGACAACAACGGUGAUAACUCCCGUCGCGGAAAUGGAUGGGGAAGUAGCAGCUGGGGCGGAGGAGGCGGUGGAGGAGGUGGUGGUGGUGGCGGAGGUGGCGGUGGAGGAGGCGGUGGUUAUGGCGGAGGAGGACUACGACCAAACCGACGAAUUGGGCGCAUACCACCGCCCUCCCAAUCCUGCAGUGCCGGAGGAUGCUGCGGUUAGACAAUUAUUCAAAGCAUUUUGGCCCUAAGAACUGCAAAACCAAAAUACUACACUACUUUACUUUGGAACACCCAUCUCACCGCCGUGAUGCAGCAACUAAAGUUUAUAACUUUCUGUUUCAAAUAUAUAUUAUAACUCGGUUUUAGACAUAAGGUGGGGGAUUCACGAAGCAAGACUCGAAACGGCAUAAUAUUGUCCAAUAAACUUCCUAGUUUCUCAACUCACAA